Molecule: messenger RNA, 2089 nt
Organism: Brachypodium distachyon (stiff brome)
Lineage: Eukaryota; Viridiplantae; Streptophyta; Magnoliopsida; Poales; Poaceae
Product: allene oxide synthase 3
Exons: 1
Coding region: 395-1939 (514 amino acids)
Biological process (GO): sterol metabolic process
Molecular function (GO): heme binding; monooxygenase activity; iron ion binding
Source: RefSeq, a predicted model, not a curated record
GUACGGUGCACCCUACCUUGCCGAUCUUUGUGCACGAAACGAUGAUAGCUAUUGCAAAUUUUCGCUCCAUGCUAGUAGCACACACAUUAUGAAAAUUUCAGUCCCAUGCAUGUCCGCUUCUCAGAAUCUAUCAAUGUCCAAGGGCCGGCCUCGAGUACCACGUGGUAGCUAGCUAGCUGCACGUACAACUUUCCAUGUGUCCCACGUCAUAUAUUCCUAUAAAGUGGAGCACACGAGAAAUGCUUAUUACUCCUCCAUGACCCGCCGAGCGAACCAGUUGCAUAUAUUCGCAGUGCAGUGGCGUUCGAACACAGAGGAUCGCAGGACGAGUCUCACCGUGUCGUAAAGAAAAGUCGCAUUCCUUCCUUCCUGCCCGGCGCGGCGGCGACCAGCCAUGACUUCUUCUUCCAAGGUAGCCAACAGCUCCGGCGGCGCCGACGACGAUCUUAAUCAGAAGCUUUUGUCCCCGUCGGGGCUCCCCGUGCGCGACGAGAUCCCGGGCGGCUACGGGGUGCCCUUCUUCUCCCCGCUGCGGGACCGCCUGGACUACUACUACUUCCAGGGCGCCGAGGAGUACUUCCGCUCCCGCAUCGCCCGGCACGACGGCGCCACCGUGCUGCGCGUCAACAUGCCCCCCGGGCCCUUCAUCACGGGCUCCGGCGGAUCCCGCGUCGUGGCGCUCCUCGACGCCCGCAGCUACUCGGUGCUCCUGGACGACGCCAGGGUCGACAAGACCGACACCCUCGACGGCACCUUCGUGCCGCCGCUGGCGCUCUUCGGCGGCCACCGCCCCAUGGCCUUCCUCGACGCCGCCGACCCGCGCCACGCCGCGCUCAAGCGCGUCGGCAUCCGCCUCGCCGCGGCGCGCAUGCACCACGUGGCUCCCGCCUUCCAUGCCUCCUUCGGCGCCAUCUUCGACGCCGUGGACGCCGCCGAUGUUGGCUCAGGACGCGGCGUGCAGUUCAACAAGCUGAACGAGCACCACAUGUUCGACUUCACCUGCGCGGCGCUCUUCGGGGGAAAGCCGCCGAGCCAGGCCAUGGGGGACGGCGCCGUGUCGAAAGCCAUCAAGUGGCUGGCCCUGCAGCUCCACCCGCUGGCCAGCAAGAUCAUCAGGCCAUGGCCGCUGGAGGACCUUCUCCUCCACACCUUCCGCCUGCCGCCCUUCCUCGUCCGCCGCGACUACGCGGCGCUCACCGCCUACUUCUCCUCCGCCGCCUCCGCCGUCCUCGACGACGCCGAAAACAAGUCCCUCCAACAACAGUGCGGCGUGACCCGCGACGAGCUGCUCCACAACCUGAUAUUCCUGGCCAUCUUCAACGCCUACGGCGGGUUCAAGAUCUUCCUCCCGCACAUCAUCAAAUGGCUCGCCCGCGCCGGGCCGACGCUCCACGCGAAACUCGCCGCCGAGGUGCGCGCCGCCGCGCCCCACGACAGGGAAGAAACAAUCACGGUGCAGUGUGUCGAGAAGUCGAUGCCGCUGGUGAAGUCCGUGGUGUGGGAGUCGCUGCGGAUGAACCCGCCCGUGGAGUUCCAGUACGCGCGGGCGAGGGAGGACAUGGUGGUGGAGAGCCACGACGCGGCGUACAAAGUGCGCAAGGGGGAGAUGCUCUUCGGGUACCAGUCCCUGGCCACCCGGGACCCGCGCGUCUUCGGCGCCCGCGCCGGGGAGUUCGUCGCCGACAGGUUCGUCGGGGACGAGAAGCUGCUGGGGAGCGUGGUGUGGUCGAACGGGCCGGAGAACGGGGUGGCGGCGGAGGGGAACAAGCAGUGUCCCGGGAAGGACAUGGUGGUGGCCGUCGGGAGGCUCUUGGUGGCGGAGCUGUUUAGGAGGUACGACACGUUCGAGGCCGAGGUGAAGGAGAUGCCGCUCGAGCCGUUCGUCACCUUCACGUCCAUGACCAAGGCCAAGGCCAAGGCCGCCGGGACGUCAGAGUGAGGAGAGAUUACUGCCAUGUUUGUUUAAGCGUACUCGUAAUAAUUGGCGGCACUGGCGGAUGUUUGUUUGUUUGGUUUGUUUGCCUGUGUGGCCAAAAUGUGGUCAAAUGUGCAUGGAUUGGAUUGAGGACGUUGUUUUUUUCUUGGUCUA